AUGCAAACACUAGACGAGACUUCAAAUCUACUUCCCCCUCCUGAGGAAGCUGAAGCCCCUCCUUUGGAGCAAAAAUUUCAUGAAUACAAUCUGUCCUUACCGAAGUUUCCCAUUUUGUUUUCGCUAUGGUUGGGUAGUUUUUUGAGUUCUCUGGAUAGUACUAUUGUCGCAAAUAUAAUGAAUAGAGUUGCUGAGGAAUUCUCCGAAUCCAGUAGAAAGCAAUGGAUUGCGACAAGUUUCCUUUUGACAAAUACUGCUUUCCAACCUCUUUAUGGUAAGCUUUCUGAUAUAACAGGGCGGAAGUCAGCAUUAUUAACCGCUCAAUUUUUCUUUGGCCUUGGGUGCUUAUUGACAUGUUUUGCCAGAAACGUUACGGAAUUCUCGAUAGCAAGAGCAAUAUGCGGUAUUGGUGCAGGAGGAUUGAACGCUAUUAGUAGCAUUGCUGUUAGUGACAUAUGUACUGCAAGAGAGAGAGGUGUUUACCAGGGAUAUGCGAAUAUUGUUUUCGGGUUUGGCCAGUUACUAGGUGCUCCUUUGGGUGGUGUAUUUAUAGAAACCAUUGGAUGGAGGGCCCUUUUUGGUGUCCAAGUACCCGUGAUAAUGUUGUGCGCGGUAUUAGCAAUCAAGAACAUUAAUAUUAAGCUAUUCCAUGUUCCUCCUCUGAAGGAAAGAUAUACGUUAAAGAACUUGUCACGUAUAGAUAUAUUUGGCUCGUUAAGUUUGGUGGCGACCAUCAGUGGAGUGUUAUUUUUGUGCUCUAGUCAGUUGAACAAGCUGUAUUUAACAUUGUUUACCAUUGGUAGUUUUGUUGUCUUUAUCCUAAUUGAGCGUUAUUACGCGACUGAAAAAAUCUUACCAUUCGAGCUAUUGACUCGUUCAUUCUGUUUGAGUUCAGCAGUAACGGUUAUAUCCUCAUUUGUUGUAUUUGGUGAGAUCUUUAGAUCACCAAUCUAUUUACAAUUACUUCAAAAUAUCAGUGUCACGAGGACCGGUCUCUUUUUGAUUUUCCCCUCCAUAUCAGUUGCAGUCGGAUCGUUAGUAACAGGAUGGGUAUUGCGGAAUACGAAAAUUAAUCUAGCACACUGUGCAUACCAAAUCAUUUUUGGUGGUAUGAUAACACAGCUAUUGGGUUUAGGUUUGGGCUAUUUACUGCUUUUGCACUUGAAUCCUGAUUACACCGUAUAUGAUAUGCUUGAGUCUAUCACAUUUAGAUCGAACUCGAUUUGGUGGAAAUUGGUAUAUGUGUUUGCAUCAGUUCUCGUUUCUUUUGGUUACGCUUGUCUAUUGGUGGCCACGUUAGUAAGCAUUGUAUUCACCGUCAAAAAAUCACAGCAAGGGACCAUGACUGGUGUCUUCUACCUGUGGAGAUCCAUUGGUAACGUCCUUGGUGCGUCUUUAACUUUAGUGUCCUAUGAAAAUAGCCUGUCGUCCAUGCUAUGGAAUUAUAUGUUCAAAACUAAGCGUAACGACGAAUAUCACUUUACCAAAAAGCAGUACUAUUCUCUGAUCAAUGAUUCCAGUUAUUUGAGAGGGCCCAAUUUCCCGACGGAUAUAUUUGUUCGCAUCCUAGAUGUCUAUAAAAAGGCAUUUCUGAUUUCCUAUAUUCCAAAUAUAGCCCUGGCAGUAGUUGGAAUUGUCUUAUCGUUAUAUUUAGUGAAACAUACUUACAAACGUAGUUCAAGUUCCUGA
Messenger RNA from Saccharomyces paradoxus, 1689 nucleotides. RefSeq names its product Vba1p (gene VBA1). Gene Ontology annotation, molecular function: basic amino acid transmembrane transporter activity. The transcript has a single exon. Bases 1 to 1689 code for a protein of 562 amino acids. The record is from RefSeq and is a predicted model, not a curated record. Lineage: Eukaryota; Fungi; Ascomycota; Saccharomycetes; Saccharomycetales; Saccharomycetaceae. Gene Ontology annotation, biological process: basic amino acid transport; transmembrane transport. Gene Ontology annotation, cellular component: fungal-type vacuole membrane.